Messenger RNA from Onthophagus taurus, 1018 nucleotides. It is a transcript of the gene Prosbeta5, whose product is annotated as Proteasome beta5 subunit. Gene Ontology annotation, cellular component: cytoplasm; proteasome core complex. Gene Ontology annotation, molecular function: threonine-type endopeptidase activity. NCBI's taxonomy places the organism in Eukaryota, Metazoa, Arthropoda, Insecta, Coleoptera, Scarabaeidae. The record is from RefSeq and is a predicted model, not a curated record.
CACAUCCGACAUUUAGGUUAUGUUUUAAAAGACUUGUCUCAGUUUGUUGCUUUGUCAUUGAAGUUGCAAUUUUCAAUACAAUUUUAUAACGUUCAGUAAGUUUUCAACGCAUAAAAAUGGCUUUGGCAGAAAUAUGCGGCCUCCAAGAUUUCGAUUCAUGGAAAAAUAAACACGAAUUGAAUAUCGACAUUGCUAAUUUCAACCAAAACUUCCAAAAUAACAUGGAAUUCGCUGUUCCGCCUACCUCUAACCCAGCAGGUAUGUUUGGAAAAUUAUCAAAAGAUGAAACCGGGAAGGAUAUCAAAAUACAAUUUGAUCAUGGUACAACAACUCUAGGAUUUCAAUAUCAAGGGGGAGUUGUUUUGGCUGUUGACUCUCGUGCUACAGGCGGAGCGUUUAUUGGUUCACAAACGAUGAAAAAGAUUGUUGAAAUUAAUGACUUUUUAUUGGGAACGUUAGCUGGAGGUGCUGCAGAUUGUGUUUAUUGGGACAGAGUCUUAUCUAAACAAUGUCGCAUGUACGAAUUAAGAAAUCGGGAGCGUAUUUCCGUAGCUGCUGCUUCAAAGCUUAUGGCUAAUAUGGUUUAUAAUUACAAAGGCAUGGGACUUUCAAUGGGCAUGAUGAUUGCUGGAUGGGAUAAAAGGGGUCCUCAGCUUUAUUAUGUUGAUUCUGAAGGAACAAGAACACCAGGAAAAGUCUUUAGCGUUGGUUCAGGAUCGAUUUAUGCUUUUGGUGUAUUAGAUGCCGGAUAUAAUUGGGAUAUGAAAGAUGAAGAGGCCUACGAAUUGGGACGUAGAUCAAUUUAUCAUGCAACCCACCGUGAUGCAUACUCUGGUGGAAUUGUUAGGGUGUAUCAUAUGAAAAAUACUGGUUGGGUUCAUAUUGAUAAUAAUGAUUGCAUGGAUAUGCAUUAUAAAUAUUUGGAAGAUAAAAAGGUUGCGGAAAAUCAAAUUGUUUAAAUUUAGGGUUCUUUUUAUAAUUUAAUGUGAAUGAUGAUUUUGUAACGUUUAAUAAAAUU